Molecule: messenger RNA, 2330 nt
Organism: Diospyros lotus (date-plum)
Lineage: Eukaryota; Viridiplantae; Streptophyta; Magnoliopsida; Ericales; Ebenaceae
Product: long chain acyl-CoA synthetase 4-like
Exons: 19
Coding region: 89-2065 (658 amino acids)
Biological process (GO): fatty acid metabolic process
Cellular component (GO): membrane; endoplasmic reticulum
Molecular function (GO): long-chain fatty acid-CoA ligase activity
Source: RefSeq, a predicted model, not a curated record
GAUCACAAACUGGAAUUUCAGAAAGUAAACAGAUAGAGAAGCAGUACAUUGCCAUAGAGAGAGAGAGAGAGGGAGAGAGAUAUUGGAGAUGGCGGAGAAGAGGUUUGUGAUAGAGGUGGAGCCGGCCAAGCCGGCCAAGGAGGGGAGGCCGUCGAUCGGACCGGUCUACCGCAGUGUGUUCGCCAAGGACGGGUUUCCACCGCCAAUUGAAGGAUUGGAUAGCUGUUGGGAUUUUUUCCGUAUGUCUGUGGAGAAACAUCCUGAUAGCCGAAUGCUUGGUCGCCGAGAAAUUGUGAAUGGGAAGCCUGGAAAAUAUGUCUGGCAAACUUACAAAGAAGUAUAUGACUUGGUGGUGAAAGUUGGAAAUUCUAUUCGCAGCUGUGGCAUUGAGGAAGGAGGCCGAUGUGGUAUAUAUGGUGCCAAUUGCCCAGAGUGGAUCAUAAGCAUGGAGGCAUGCAAUGCUCAUGGUCUCCAUUGUGUUCCUUUAUACGAUACCUUAGGUGCUGGUGCUGUUGAAUUUAUAAUAUGCCAUGCAGAGGUUACAAUUGCUUUUGUGGAAGAGAAAAAAAUUCCUGAGGUGUUGAAGACUUUUCCUAGCACAACUAAUUAUUUGAGAACAAUUGUGAGCUUUGGCAAGGUUACUCCUGAACAAAAAGAAGUAGUUCAGAAGUUUGGUCUGUCUAUAUAUUCUUGGGAUGAAUUUUUGUUAUUGGGAGAUAAUAAGAAUUAUGAUCUUCCAGUUAAAAAGAAAAGUGACAUUUGUACAAUAAUGUAUACUAGUGGCACGACUGGCGACCCAAAAGGUGUUAUGAUUUCGAAUAAUAGCAUUGUUACUCUUGUAGCUGGGGUGAAGCGCCUGCUAGAGAGCGUUAAUGAAUCGUUGCAUGCAAAUGAUGUAUAUCUUUCAUAUCUUCCUCUGGCACAUAUCUUUGAUCGGGUGAUUGAGGAGUGUUUUAUCAUUCAUGGCGCCUCAAUAGGAUUCUGGCGUGGGGAUGUCAAAUUAUUGGUUGAAGAUAUUGGUGAGCUGAAACCUACUAUUUUUUGUGCUGUACCCCGAGUUUUGGAUAGAAUUUACUCAGGUUUGCAACAGAAGAUUUCCUCUGGUGGUGUCUUAAAACAUACUAUGUUUAACCUUGCAUACUCAUACAAAAAUCACAAAUUGAACAAGGGGAAUACACAUGCACAGGCAGCUCCGCUUGUUGACAAAAUUGUUUUCAGUAAGGUAAAGGACGGGCUAGGGGGAAAUGUACGGAUUAUUUUAUCUGGGGCAGCACCUCUUGCCACCCAUAUAGAAGCUUAUCUAAGAGUCGUGUCAUGUGCUCAUGUUCUUCAAGGAUAUGGUCUGACAGAAACCUGUGCGGGAACAUUCGUCUCACUACCAAAUGAGACAGAUAUGCUUGGUACCGUGGGUCCUCCAGUACCCAAUGUGGAUGUUUGCCUAGAAUCUGUUCCGGAAAUGGAAUAUGAUGCCUGUUCAAGCACUCCACGUGGGGAAAUAUGUAUAAGGGGUGAGACUUUGUUCUCGGGAUACUACAAACGUGAAGACCUCACCAAAGAGGUUAUGGUUGACGGUUGGUUUCACACAGGGGAUAUUGGUGAGUGGCAACCAAAUGGGACCAUGAAAAUUAUUGACCGGAAGAAAAACAUUUUCAAGCUCUCACAAGGAGAAUAUGUUGCUGUUGAAAACUUGGAGAAUGUUUAUGGGCUUGUUCCUAGUCUUGACUCGAUAUGGAUCUAUGGGAACAGCUUUGAAUCUUAUCUCGUUGCUGUUGCUAACCCAAGUAAGCAAGCACUUGAAAAAUGGGCUGCGGAAAAUGGCGUGCCUGGGGAUUUCAACUCCCUAUGUGAAAAUCCCAAGACAAAAGAGUACAUACUUGGAGAGCUUGCAAAGACUGCAAAAGAUAAGAAGUUGAAAGGCUUUGAAUUUAUAAAAGCUAUUCAUCUUGAUCCUGUGCCAUUCGACAUGGAUCGCGACCUUCUCACCCCAACAUUCAAGAAGAAGAGGCCGCAGUUGCUUAAAUACUACAAGAGCGUGAUCGACGACAUGUACAAGAGUAUAAAGUAAGCCCCGCGCACUCACGGUGUGAUAUGAAGGGGUGGUGUUGGGAAUCAACAGCCAGCUUCUCUGCCUUUGCUCUUUUAUUAUUAUUAUUAUUAUCAUUAUUAUAGGACGCCAAUGCAGGUUGCACUGUAUGCUUAAAUCUACCUUUCCUCUCAAAUUUCUUCAUUGGGACUGUACAUAUAUAGUCUCAGCUGUAUGCUCAGAUCGGAUCGGCCUUAGUUUAUUUAUUCAUCUCCAUAGAAGAUAUGGUAAUGCUAUUAUUAAUUAA